Pristis pectinata (smalltooth sawfish) is the source of this 2875-nucleotide messenger RNA. RefSeq names its product solute carrier family 22 member 2-like. The coding region runs from base 63 to 1718 and encodes 551 amino acids. The record is from RefSeq and is a predicted model, not a curated record. The transcript has 11 exons. NCBI's taxonomy places the organism in Eukaryota, Metazoa, Chordata, Chondrichthyes, Rhinopristiformes, Pristidae. Gene Ontology annotation, cellular component: membrane. Gene Ontology annotation, biological process: transmembrane transport.
UCAGCUCUGUUCCUUUGCUGCCAACACACUCACCAGUAUCGAGGGACUUCGGGGCUGGGGAAAUGACCACCUUUGACAACCUCUUGGAGGAAGCCGGAGAGUUUGGUCUCUUCCAAAAGACCACUUUCACUCUAAUAUGCAUAACAUCGGCGAUGUUCUCUUACCUGUACAUCGGGAUUGUCUUUCUCGCCAUCACUCCUGAGCACUGGUGCAGGAGCCCAGGGGUGUCCGAGUUGAGGGCAAACUGCGGCUGGUCCCAGGAGGAGGAGCGGAACUACACGGUGCCUCAUGGCCUGGCUGAGGGCUCCUCCUACAGCCGCUGCCACAGGUACGACGUGGAGUGGGAGUGGACCCCAUCCGGCCGCUGCGAGACCCCGCUCUCCUUCCUGCCAAACAUCUCAGCAGAGCUGCCCCUCACCUCCUGCCAGGGGGGGUGGGUUUUCGAGGAAGGCUCACACCCGAGCAUCGUCACCGAGUUCGGACUUGUGUGUGCUGAUGCCUGGAAGGUGGAUCUGGCUCAAGCUUGCCUAAAUCUGGGAUUUAUGAUUGGAACAGUAUUCCUGGGUUUUGGGGCAGACAUCUAUGGUAGGAAACUCUGCUUCUUAUUUUCCAAUUUUAUGACCACCGUGUCAGGAAUUGCAGUGGCAUUUGCUCCAAAUUACAUUUGGUUCCUCAUCUUCCGCACUCUGCAAGGGUUAUUCAGCAAGGGAGGUUGGCUCAGUGCCUAUGUCUUAAUUUCUGAGCUAGUUGGACUGAAGCACAGAAGAACAGUGGGGAUUCUAAUCCAGAUGUGUUUCUCCUUUGGGAUGAUGUUACUUUCUGCUAUCGCUUACUUGGUACCAGCCUGGAGGAACCUGCAGCUGGUGACUACCAUGCCGAACUUCAUUUUCAUGGUCUACUAUUGGCUGCUGCCAGAGUCUCCAAGGUGGUUACUGUCGAGAAAGAAAAGAGAAGCAGCUGUGAAGGUCCUACAGAAGGUGGCAAAAAAGAACAAGAAGAGUUUCUCGAUAAAUAUUGAGACAGUCCAAAUUGAAAGUUCUGAAGAUGAACAAAGGAACCCCUCAGUCACAGACCUGGUGAAAACACCACAGAUAAGGAAGCAUACUCUUAUUCUGAUGUACAACUGGUUUGUGAGCGCUAUGGUGUAUCUUGGCCUCGUAAUGCGCUUGGGAAUUAUAGGAGGGGACAUUUACCUCAACUUCUUCAUCUCGGGAGUUAUGGAAAUCCCUUCAGCAGUAAUUAUUGUGCUGCUCAUCGAUCGAGUCGGGCGCCGCUGGCCCUUUGCAGCUGGCAACCUGUUGGCAGGGGUCACCUGCCUGGUAACUGCCUUCAUCCCUGACAAUAUCUUCUGGCUGAAAACAGUAAUCACAUCUUUGGGCAAACUAGGAAUUACGAUAGCCUUUUUAAUGGUCUGUUUUGUAAAUACUGAAUUAUACCCAACAUUUUUAAGAAACUUUGCUGUUUCGAUAUGUUCAGCAAUGUGUGACAUUGGAGGGGUGGUGGCUCCAUUCGUCUUGUACAGGUUGGCUGAGGUGUGGACAGAACUGCCUCUUCUGGUUUUCGGGGUGAUCGCUCUGAUUGCUGGAGGACUUGUCCUGUGCUUGCCUGAAACCAAGGGCAUCAGAUUACCGGAAACCAUCGAAGAUGCAGAAACCCUUGGACAGUAUGUACACGGAGAACUGUGUGGGAGGCUCAACCUAUGCCAGGAGUCAAUCUGAACACAAAAGAGAAGAAGAAAACCGCCCCUCAGACGAGCUACCAGAUGGUAGCACCAUAUUCCUCGGUAGAAACAAGUAACAAGAAGGACCCUGCCUCAGAGAAGAUCAUUGUAUGACAAGAUUAAAUCAUUAAAAGCAAAUACUUAGUAUAUUUAAUGAUCAAUAAUAUUUAAUAGUACAUGCUUAAAGGCUUGCAGUGAGAAGAACUUUAAAAAUCACUCAAAUUCAGUUUUUCUGUGAUCACUUAUAUUAGUGAUUAGUGAUUUCUGAACAUUGUCAUGAACCAGCAACAAAAGAAACACACUGAGCAUGAUUCAGUGUUAAAAACUAUUUUAUUAAUCACUACUUAUGAUAAUACGUAAAAUAAAAGUAAAAAUGUUAGUAUGUUAGACUUCAAAAAUGUUAAACCUUGAACGUUAACCCCAAAACUAAACUCUUCGUGUGUGUGUGUGACAAAGUCCAAAACUCCCAGUUCCGGAAUGGUUCUUAAAGUUCAGUUCCGCAAGCCAUAAGGUGAAACAUGAGCAAGGGCUUCUUCAACAACCACCGUUGUCUGAAGAUAAGACGUAGACGUAGAGAAACAUAGAGAGAGUAAAUACGAAAUCCAAAUGUUCCACGAUGGAACCCCAGCGACACUUCAGUGUUUACUCGGUAGUGACUUCCUCACCCCGAAAAGCAUCCGAAUCGUGGUCGUCCACACACACAAAUACCUGUUUCCUUCUACAGGUCAGCAACAAAGUGAACUCCACCGGAUUACUUCCAACUUCCAUACAUGGAUUUCAGUGGCAGACACAGUUAUUGUUUCUCAUCCAUCGAUAGAGAAAACAAGCAGGCUGGUGUCUCUCUCCCUUCUCUCUCUCUCUCCUUCUUCUUCUUCUUACUACUUCAACAACGUCAUUACAUCCUUUAUCCUCUAUUGACGUAAGCACGCCCCACACACACAAAUACACACACUCUCUAUCUUAAAGGGACUUUCACUGAGUCCAUAACACCUCCCACCUAAAAAAAAAUUUUUCCCAAGAAAAAUUUAACCGCGCAUACAGUUAGUAAUGUUAAUUAUCAUGCUACACAGCUACAGACUAUCAGAUUAGUACAGAUACAUGUUUCCCAUUUAACAUCAGGAAAGACAAUCAGCAAUCACAUUAUCUUUGCCUUUA